Messenger RNA from Acaulospora morrowiae, 390 nucleotides. NCBI's taxonomy places the organism in Eukaryota, Fungi, Glomeromycota, Glomeromycetes, Diversisporales, Acaulosporaceae. The record is from the annotation of a GenBank genome assembly.
AUGUCCUUUGUGGAUCAACACCAAUCCAUUUCUUGUUCCAAAGUUACGGCCACCAGCGGUGGAUCUUCAUGUAAUGACAAUACCCAUAAAUCUCCAAAGCGUGAGAGAAAGAACACCCUUCGAAUUCUUAUUCAUGCGACCAAGCAAUUGUUAACCUCUCCUUCGACCUCCCCAAUCUUGUUCGAGGAACCGGGUUCUUCCCCGUCUCCCAUCAAUGCCGAAUCCACAUAUUUUUCUUUUCCUGAGUACGAGACCUACGACUACGACGAGAUGAAUGUCAAGAUCGAUGACUCCCUUGAUUCUCGGGGUGAGGUCGAGAAUAUGGUAGUUCAAAUGGUAAAAUUCGACGAAAUGCUGGUUAACGGUGUCCGGGUUCUCGCCGCUAUUUAA